AUAAAUGGGGUAACUCGGUUCCGCGUGAAACUGUGUCGAAUUAAAGCGCGGAAGGAUGGCGAAAUUCGCUCUUCUAUUUUGUCUCCUUAUUUUCUCUGCCUAUGGCAGCUCUCAAAUCAUUCCUUCGUUCUUCAAUCCAACGAGGAAAGUGCAACAAUUUGAAAAACAUGUUAUCGAAAAGAUCAACCAUAUCAUUAAUAAUGCGAACACGAUCUUUGUUCAGCCUAAGGAACGAGCUAAACAGCUUGUAGAAGAGAUGAAAAAAAAGAGCGAGAAAAUAAACAAAGAAGCAAGAAAUUUUGUCAAUAACAUAUUAAAAAAUGUGAGUAUGCGAUGUAUUAAUAUGAUCAAAUCGUUUAUUAAAUAUUUCGUAUAAUAAU
Apis dorsata (giant honeybee) is the source of this 380-nucleotide messenger RNA. RefSeq lists its product as uncharacterized. Bases 56 to 376 code for a protein of 106 amino acids. The transcript has 2 exons. Lineage: Eukaryota; Metazoa; Arthropoda; Insecta; Hymenoptera; Apidae. The record is from RefSeq and is a predicted model, not a curated record.